Toxotes jaculatrix (banded archerfish) is the source of this 1619-nucleotide messenger RNA. It is a transcript of the gene aga, whose product is annotated as aspartylglucosaminidase. Gene Ontology annotation, cellular component: lysosome. Gene Ontology annotation, biological process: protein deglycosylation. Lineage: Eukaryota; Metazoa; Chordata; Actinopteri; Toxotidae. Gene Ontology annotation, molecular function: N4-(beta-N-acetylglucosaminyl)-L-asparaginase activity. The record is from RefSeq and is a predicted model, not a curated record. The transcript is spliced from 9 exons. The coding region runs from base 174 to 1220 and encodes 348 amino acids.
AUGUGAUACAACAAGGAAGUUUUUUAAAUGAAACGUUUUAUUAAGCUAAAGUGUCGUUUUUUAUGAAACAUCACAUGUAACACCCUGCUGUUUGACAGUCUGCUGGGAUACGAGUUCUCCGUGGCGUGAAAAACAGCAAUGAAUAGGAAGUAGCAGUCCUCUGCUUCGUUGUAAUGUUUAUGCAACGUUUUAUCAGGGCUAAGAUGUUUACACCGCUGCUUGUUUCCACUUUAACGUUAUUGUUCCCUCUCGGUCAUACAUCACUGCCUCUUGUUAUCAAUACGUGGCCAUUUAGGAAUGCAACGGCUGCAGCAUGGAGCACCCUGCAGUCUGGUGGCUCAGUGUUGGAUGCAGUGGAGAAGGGCUGUGCCCGCUGUGAAAUGGAGCAGUGUGAUGGCAGUGUAGGAUAUGGCGGGAGCCCAGAUGAGUCUGGAGAGACCACACUGGAUGCCAUGAUCAUGAAUGGGGACACAAUGGAGGUGGGUGCAGUUGCAGACCUGAGAAGAAUCAAGAAUGCCAUUGGAGUAGCAAGAGCAGUGAUGGAGCUCACUGAUCACACACUGCUAGUGGGAGAGUCAGCUUCUGUGUUUGCUGAAAACAUGGGCUUCAUUGCCGAAGACCUGACUACCAACAAAUCUGUGAAUAUUUUCUCACAGUGGCUGAAGGGCAACUGCCAACCUAAUUAUCGAAAGAAUGUAUUUCCAGAUCCUUCUAAGUCCUGUGGACCCUACAAGCCAGCAGUGACACUGAAACAGAGGAGGAGGGCACAGCAUGCUAACACACACUCCCAUGACACCAUAGGGAUGGUUGCUCUUGAUCAACAAGGUCACGUGGCUGCGGGCACAUCCACCAAUGGACUAACUCACAAAGUUCCAGGUCGUGUUGGGGACUCUCCUAUAGUUGGAGCAGGGGCUUACGCAGACAGCUCUGCUGGUGGUGCUGCUGCUACUGGAGAUGGAGACGUCAUGAUGCGCUUUCUACCAAGUUACUUGGCUGUGGAGCUGAUGAGGGCCGGGGCAGAUCCCUCGGCAGCCUGCAAGACGGCCAUUUCCAGAAUCAAGAGGCAUUACUCAGAGUUCUUUGGAGCCAUCAUCUGUGCUAACACAACAGGCCAUUAUGGUGCGGCCUGUAACAAAGUCUCUGGCUUCUCCCAGUUUCACUACAUGGUAUCAAACUCUGAGUCAGACGCACCGCUCCUGAAAUCUGUGGACUGCUUCUAAACGGUUUAUGAUUGUGUGAAUCUAUUUUAUGUACUUAAAUUAAUUAACAGUCCUCAUACUGUAUUUUACUGUUGAUCAUUUUGGUUUUAAGUCAUAAAUAAAACAUAAUUAGAAAAGGGGGAAAAAAAGAAUUUGUCACUUAAAAUGUUAAUUGUUGCUGCUUUGACUUGUUCAGAUUCUUUAUUAGAUUUCUCCUGAUAAUUUUGAAAUUUACAUCUUUAUAAUAUUAACAUAGUACAAAUUAAAUGCAAAUAGACACUGGAUUAGAUACAAUAUUUUUGCACAAGAACAAUAUUGGGCAUGAUCUGAAGAUCAAUUAUAUUUGAUAGAUAUUUUCUAUUAAAUUUGUAUUUCUGGACAGACAUAUCUGUGUAUUUCACAAAUAUAACGAUAAGUAAG